Messenger RNA from Nomia melanderi (Alkali bee), 2991 nucleotides. It is a transcript of the gene Gat-1B, whose product is annotated as GABA neurotransmitter transporter-1B. The record is from RefSeq and is a predicted model, not a curated record. Gene Ontology annotation, cellular component: plasma membrane; neuron projection. Gene Ontology annotation, biological process: sodium ion transmembrane transport; nitrogen compound transport; amino acid transport. Gene Ontology annotation, molecular function: gamma-aminobutyric acid:sodium:chloride symporter activity. NCBI's taxonomy places the organism in Eukaryota, Metazoa, Arthropoda, Insecta, Hymenoptera, Halictidae.
GUACGUACAUUGCUCGAAAAGCAUGGCGAAAGAAUGGCCACCUCUUUUCAUCCGCGGGCAAGAUCUCGAUAAUGAAGUGUCAGUUGCUAAUUAAUCAGUGAUUUGUAUUACGAGUCUGUGCGGGAUCUAAUUGUUACGUUGAAUGCUUUUUGAGUUCACUGUUUUUGGCAUCGAUCGAAGAGCAAAUCGAUGCUCGGUCUUCCCAGGAAUGAGGAUGAAAUCUUUUCUAUGUUUUCUUCAUCUUUUAUUCAUGUGUUAAUAAGCUGCGCAUUAUGUUUAGUCUGAAAAGUAUCUUGUUGCUAUUUGCCACGUCGAUUUGAAAGAUUACAUAACGACUCGUUCAAUUAUAUUUACGAUUGUAUAAAGGUUCGAAUUGAUAGGAACAUUAAUUGAAUGUGUUCUAAAUAUUAUUUAUCUUUAUUGGUGCAAGUCGGUUACAAUCCAAUUGCUCUUAUCGUACAAUUGAAGCGUAGCAAGUUGUAAAUUGUUCCGUUCUAGAGAAUUUGACGGUGGUUCGAAAGUUUUGUUCGACAGGUGAAACAUGGUCGAUUUUUCUGUCCUUCGCGAACAGUGGCGGCGAUCACUUAACCGAGCUCAACAGAUUGAGCACUUAAGGUGGAACGACAGAGCUACGGAUGAAUAAUUUUCUCCUAUCCAUCUAGCGAAUUGAAAAUUUAAAUCGGCGUGACGCGAUCGUGACGAGGUGCGCGCCUAUCGUGAUUCAAUCGAGGCCGAAUAGAAUAAUGUGAAUCUAAUCGAACUUGCGUUUCCGAUAAAAAGAUAAUGUCUUCGAGCGGAUCAGCCAAAACGUCCAAGGUAGAUAGGUCCACAAGUCCUCUGCCGUGCAAAUCCGUGAACCCCGUCCAGGAAUUGAAAGCUUUGUUCGCUGAACCGCCAUUGAAAAGCACGAAUGGCGGCAAGGAACAGGAUUUUCGUUUCGAGGCAAUACAGUGCUUGCAAUCAACCGUCCACAAGGAACCUAAAACGUUGCCAGACAGAGGGAUUUGGAGUAGCAAGGUCGAGUUUAUCCUGUCGGUAGUAGGAUUGGCGAUAGGUUUAGGAAAUCUAUGGCGAUUUCCUUAUCUCUGCUACAAAAAUGGCGGCGGCGCCUUCAUGGUUCCUUACUUCAUUGCACUCGCGCUCGCCGGAGUGCCUAUGUUUUUAAUGGAAUUAUCUUUGGGACAAAUGAUGACCAUCGGCGGAUUGGGUGUUUUCAAGAUAGCUCCACUUUUCAAAGGUACCGGAUACGCCACCUGCGUGAUCUCCUUUUGGAUGAACAUAUAUUACAUCAUUAUCUUGGCGUGGGCACUAUUUUACCUGUUACUGUCGUUACGAAUCGAUUUGCCAUGGAGAACAUGCAACAAUUCGUGGAAUACACGGUUCUGUUUCACCCCUACAGAACGUGCAGAAACAGUGUGUUGGCCUGAUGACAACGACACCAUAUGCGCCACUUCGAUUGGCAACUUAAGUCACACCUUAAUGAAGGACCCGGUCAAGGAAUUUUGGGAGAGACGCACCCUUCAAAUUUCUGAUGGCGUAGAGAAUAUUGGCUCUAUAAGAUGGGAACUAGCGGGUACAUUAGCCAUUGUUUGGAUCAUGUGCUACUUUUGCAUUUGGAAAGGCGUAAAAUGGACUGGAAAAGUCGUUUAUUUUACAUCGCUGUUCCCGUAUGCUUUGCUAGCGGUACUGUUAGUGAGAGGAUUAACGUUACCGGGUGCAAUGGAAGGUUUGAGAUAUUAUGCAACGCCGAAUCUCUCAAAAUUGAGCGAUCCAGAGGUGUGGAUAGAUGCGGUGACGCAAAUAUUUUUCUCUUACGCGUUGGGUCUUGGUGCGUUAGCAGCACUAGGAAGUUACAAUAAGUUUAAUAAUAAUGUUUACAAGGAUGCACUAAUUGUUUGUACAGUGAAUUGCUGUACGAGUAUGCUCAGUGGUGUUGUUAUCUUUUCCGUGGUCGGUUUCAUGGCUUACGAACAACAAAAACCUGUUGCGGAUGUAGCUGCGUCUGGUCCAGGGCUGGCUUUCCUGGUUUACCCUUCAGCAGUUUUAGAAUUACCAGGGUCUUCCUUGUGGUCCUGCUUGUUCUUUUUUAUGCUUAUACUUAUCGGUUUAGAUAGCCAGUUUUGUACAAUGGAAGGCUUUAUAACAGCCGCGGUAGACGAAUGGCCGCAUCUUCUGAGAAAACGAAAAGAACUGUUCAUCGCGAUUGUAUGCCUCGUUUCGUAUUUCAUUGGCCUCAGCUGUGUUACCGAGGGAGGAAUGUAUAUAUUUCAACUUUUGGAUUCAUACGCAGUAAGUGGAUUUUGUCUUCUGUUCUUAAUAUUCUUCGAGUGUAUAUCAAUUUCCUGGGCGUUUGGCGUGAAUCGUUUUUACGAUGGUAUUCGAGAUAUGAUCGGUUAUUACCCUUGCGGCUGGUGGAAGAUAUGCUGGACGUUUACUACUCCUCUCAUAUGUGUGGGUGUUUUCACGUUCAACAUAAUUAAGUUUGUCCCUGUAAAAUAUCUUACAUACGAGUAUCCAUUGUGGAGUCACGUGUUAGGAUGGCUUUGCGGCCUUUCAUCGAUGAUGUGUAUCCCAGGGUAUAUGAUCUACAUUUGGUGCACAACAUCAGGAACUACCUCCGAGAAAUUUCGAAAAUUAAUAAGAAUAGAAGACGAUGUUGCCACUUUACGAAGAAAACUGAAACUAACCGAAGCUGCCGCUAGUAAGGGAGACCUCGAAUUAUAAGUGUUAUUGUGCUUUUGUUCAAUGACCAUUAAAAUGCAUGAGUAUUAUUUCAAUGUAUGACUGUGGAGAAGCAUAAUUUCAUAUACUGAACAGUACCAUAUCGCAUAAUCAUGUAAUCAUUUACCAUAACGAAUAAAAAGUGUUUGUAUAAAAUGAAAUUCAUCGACAACGACAAGGUACAAAUUUAUAGUAAAAGUAAGGAAUUACUAUUUUUACAUCUAGUGUACAAUUAAGAUAAAAUAAAUAAUUUUAUUUUCUUGUAACUCA